GAAUACCCUGAAGUCCCCCAACAAUUCAAUUUGUAUCGACAGAAGACAGAAGAUAUACAUGUACAUAUUCGGCCCGGGAACUUGUUAAUUGUCCAUUAUUCAAAUAAUGUCACGCUAGCCUAUAUAUGGCUUUAUAAACUCAAUCAUCCUUGUCUGCGUUUAAAACACCUGGAUGUCAGAUCAAAACGAUUCACUUCAGAAACGAUAUCCUGUGAAAUGCUGUAGUGUGAUGAUCAUAGAAAGAAUAGGAGUCGUAUCACUCCCUAACCUCUCAAAGUAUGUGUAGUUGGAGAUGUUAGUAAAUGCUAGUCCAGUAUGGCGGAGCCAGAAGAUGACCGAAUACAUCUUGCCCAGUUAAGAGAUGAUUCUAAACAGCGGCAAUUAACGUUUGAGAACAACUGGCCUUCCGACAAGUCCUUCAUCCCUGUGGAGGAGUUGAUACGGGAGGGGUUCUACUACAUGGGCAGGGGAGACGAUAGUGUCCAGUGUACAUACUGUAGGGGCAUCAUCAGGAACUGGGUACAGGGAGAUGAUGUCUAUCUGGAGCAUUGUAGACUGUUUCCACAUUGUCCAUUUGUGAAAUCUGUGUUCAAAUAUCCCCAGUAUUGUGAUGUUGAGGCUAGGUUGGCAUCAUUUAAAGAUUGGCCCUCUCAGCUGAAACAACAACCUCGGCAGAUGUCAAAAGCCGGAUUUUAUUAUAUUGGUGUAGGAGACAAGGUGCAAUGCUUUUGGUGUGGGACAGUACUGAAGGACUGGGAGCCCAGUGAUGACCCUGUAUUGGAGCAUGUUCGCUGGUCCUCCAGCUGUAGCUGGAUGCUCAUCAUCAAGGGAGAAAAUUUCAUACAAGGAGUCCUUACGUCCCAGUCAGCAGAAACACAGACAGUCAUCCGACAACCAGAAGAGGAUGACCCGCUGGAGCGUGCUCAACAGAUGGGAUAUUCACCAGAAAAGAUACAGAAGGCUGUUGAAAGAUUAGGAUCUGGCUUUGACCUGCAGUCAUUGUUGGAAACAAUAAUGGACCUUGAGAGUGUUCCAGUCAUUAUUCCACAAGAACCAUCUGGACCAGACUUAAGUCCACCGGAACGUGUGGAAAUAUCUCCCCCUUCGAUAUCCGGUGCUCAGGCUGUCAUCCCCAAUCACCCUUCAAUGGAUGAAUUACAGCUUCAUUCCUUGACAAGGGAGAACUUUUCUCUCAAGCUGCGUACCCAGUGUAAGAUUUGUAUGGAGGAAGAUGUGUGUGUCGUGUUCCUGCCCUGUGGCCAUUUGGUCUGUUGCUUCUCAUGUGCAUCCCUCCUGCAGGAAUGCCCAAUCUGUCGGGGUCGAAUUGAAGACAAAGUACGCAUAUUUUGGUAGAUACCAAUUCAAGAUACAACUGUACCACAAUCGGGGAGAGGUACUUCCAUUGGCUAGGCAGCCUAUGACCAGUUGGUUAGAGCAGUAGUAUACAAUAUUAGGUCCAGAAUUCCAAUCCCGAUCUACACCCGCUGGUGUUUUACACCAGUACUGUUGUUGAUUAUAUUUUGUUUAUUUCAUCUGUAUGAUUUUUUCAUAAAAGUACCACAAGGUAUAUUUUUCCUUUCAAAAAUGAUUUAUAAAAGCUAUAUUCAUGCAAUUACAAUUUUUGGUAGUAGUUAAUGGGGAUCCUUAAGUAUCGUAAAACACGUGUCUGAUAUUAUUUUGCUGCCAUUUCACUACUUGAAGAUCCUUACAUGGUGAUAAAUGAAUAAUUGACAAGACAUGUUAAAGUUCCCAUUUGAAAUUAACAUGUAAGUGUGUACUUAGAACAUUUGACAAGUGUACAUUUGGAGUAUCAUCCCGCCACCACUAACCUGGUUUUCCUUCUUUCUAGCUUCGUUAAUCCAGCGACCAAAAAUAUGGUUGUCCUUCUAUUCAGACUCAUAAAUCCAGCCACCAUUAAUUCAAUUAGUUCAUUAGUCAGGGUAUUAGGGACAUAUCGUCCCAUUAACCUGCCUUUGAACACAAAUGACUGGAUUAUUCUACUACAUCAUGAAAGCAUCUGAACUAUCUGCUGGGUUUCAACUGUAAUGCAGCAAAUAAAGCAUUUAAUUGCAAUAUAAUUGCCUCCGAAGUUUACACCAUAUUCGCUAUAUUGUAUUUUGUUAACUUGAUGCAACACCAAUGUAUUCUGUCCAACAUGAUCAAACCAUGAUGUGCCAUACUGUGAUAAAAUAUACAGUUGUGUUAGGGUUUUAGUCGUAGUAUUAAUGUUUCGGUUUUUAGGGUUGUUCAGUUGAAACUUAAGAGGUAUUUAACCGUUAUGUUAUUUGAUACUUACAUCUUAGUGGAUACGAAUGCAGAAUCAUUGAUGUUAUAUUUUAACAUUUUUCACCAGUUUGGGAAUGGGGACCAUCUUUUUGAGUAUUCAGUUGAAUUUAUAUUCUGGUACAUUGUAUAUUGUAUAAUUUUUUUACCUUAGAAAUCUGUGUAGGGCCAUGUACAUGUUUUUUCUUCUCUGAUGAAGCUGUUAAAAAGUCCACAUUAGGAUUAAAUAUCUAAGGUUCAUUCCUCGUAUUUUGGUUUCUCAUUUUUGUCACAUAAGUUCAAGAUUGUGAUAGAAAUAAACUGAUUUUUACAAAUCUUAGAGGAAAAUUCAUUCGCCCAGUCGUCUGUGAAAUUCAAAUACACAAAUAAAUCAAACAAGUGGCUUGUGAUCUGAAAACAAAGCUUCAACCUGGUUUGAUAUCCGAUCAAUAAAACAAUUGGCUUUAGCAGUAGACCACUUACCUUUCGGUCAAGUAACAACUUAUAUAUAACUAUAUUGUAGGAGUCUGGAUUGUGAACAGAACAAGUCUUUAACCACUGAUGCACGAACAUGGUGCAUUUUAUUUUUGUUAACUGAAAUAAUAACCGUAUACAUGUACCUACACAAUAACUACUUUAUUUGGCUAUAACCCAAGGGACCAAACAUGAAAAGCUGUAAUUUAUUACCCCUUAACUUAUCUACAUGUAAUACAACAGAUAUGAUCUAUGCAAAAUUAGUUAAAAGAUGUGCAGCAUUUAUGUAGUAGUUCUACAUUUGUAUAUGCUUUUUCUCACAGAUAUUUGUUAGUAAAUGUCGAUAACUGGAAAAUAUAGGACAUAUAGCCCACACCACAUGCAUGUAAUUCAAGCUAUUUCCAGAAGUACUAGACAUGAAAAUUUUGGACAUGCCCCUCAGAACCCGCCCCACAGAAUCCCGGGCGUCACCACCAGGAUUCGAAAAUAAAUAAAACUUUUCCCAAGGAUGCUCCUGACCUUAAGUUACAAUAGAUCUAUAGAAGCUCCAUCGCAACAUCACAUCACCGGGAGAUUAGAGUAAAGAAUUAUAAGAAUCAGUUGGUUAUUUCUGUUUAAAUACAAACGCCACACAAACCAAAUGAAGAGUGAAAAACAAUAGCUAUUUUAUAAGCAACUAUAUUUGAUAUUAUAAUUAUAUGACUUUUUUCCUUUUGGAUGUGAUUAAUGAACUACUUUUUUUUAUCUUUGAGAUAUGUUUUUUUUUGAAAGGACUAUAGUUUUAUAAAAUGUUUUUAUCCUAGAUAUAUACGUUUAUUGAAAGGGAUUUAUGGUGUUUUUGCUGUACUAAGUAUUUUCAUCUUAGAAUAAAGUUUACUUGAAGGGACUCAAAAUAUAGAAGUAUGCUAUUAUCUUUGAUAUGUUUAUGUAUGUGUUCUCUCUCCUUGCAUUUCAACAUUUCUGUUGUGAUGUCGGUCACUUAAAUGCUAUAUAUACAUAUAAUGUUCAGGUUGAUAUCUUUUUGAUUUAAGUGUCACACAGUGGUGUACAAAGCAUAUAAAGCGCUCGUUUGAACAGUUAAAUGAAUCCACACUAGGUGAUUUCAGUAUCUAAAUGGUGAUAUGUUUAACGGAAUCAGAUAUAUAAUUCAUCCAGACAUUCAUCAAGUUGUUUAUUGUAAUGUAUGUGUAUAAAAAAUUAUACAUGGUAUCUAAUAUUAAUUUAAAAGUUUUUAUUUCAAACUCAACAAAAAAACACACAUUUGAGACGAUAGAUUCGAAAUAUAGGGGAACUGUUAUCUAAAAUAUUUUGUUUAGAUUGUAAUACUAGUACUGCACAACAGGUUUAUAUGAAUAUAACACAUUUUAUGAUAACACACCUUUAUAACAGCAUAUUUUAUUAGAUUGAGUUCACCACACGAAGUUGAAAUUAAUCAGCGUGUUUCUUUCUCGACCUGGAGUUCCCUAGCCAUGCUUCCAACAUUUUUGACUUCACAAGAUAAACGGAUAAAAGAUAUCACCCCUGAGAUCUGAGUAACUGAAACAGACAUUACUAACUGUUGUCCUCUUCUAUUUCGGUAUACAGAAGUAUGUAUCACUCUGUUAGUAAGGGAACAAAUCUCUGUUUCUUUACUUCACGAGAAUGAACUAGAGAUGCUAUAUACGUUUUUUUAGCUAAGGUUUUAGCCGCAAGCUCUUGUUUGUGUUUUAUUUGCACUAAUUUAACAGUAAGUGUUUGAAUUAUAUAUAAACACUAUGUAAGUAAUAAAUAUUUAUUAAAAUCUCAUAUUGUGUUCUUAGUAUUUCUAUUAUAAGUUUUAAAAUUUAUGUAUUACGAUAUGAUGUGAAUAAGGUCUACCAACGUUAUCAUUAUUAUUCUGAAGAAAACAAAUCUUGCUUCUUUUUCAAAAUUGAUUCAUCUCAAAUUGCACGUGUAUUUUUAUAGUUUUGGUGAUCAUGCAAUAGUGAUCCCACCAGACAGACAUUUGAAAACAGUCAUUAGUUUGUAUUUAAGUACAUCAAAUGCAGUAGCUCAAGGAAAUGUCGUAUUAUGUAUAAUAGAAAUGUAAAGACAGUAUGAAACGUUAGAAAAUAAGGCAAUCAAAAUUAGGCUUGUGACCAGAACUGCUACAAUUUAUCAAUGGACAGUAGUGAGUUUAAAUGUAGAUAUGUGACAAAUAUUUCGUUAAUGAGUGACAUUUAUCCUCACAAUCUAUGUCAUCUAAUUUUUAACCCAAGGUGUGGUUUUCUUGCUAGUCUGAUAUUUGGAUGUCCACCUUACACUGCAACACGUACGAUCCUGCAAUUGAAAAAUAAAAGCUUUUCAUA
Messenger RNA from Mizuhopecten yessoensis (Yesso scallop), 5063 nucleotides. RefSeq names its product baculoviral IAP repeat-containing protein 3-like. Gene Ontology annotation, biological process: negative regulation of apoptotic process; regulation of cell cycle. The transcript is spliced from 7 exons. Gene Ontology annotation, molecular function: cysteine-type endopeptidase inhibitor activity involved in apoptotic process. Lineage: Eukaryota; Metazoa; Mollusca; Bivalvia; Pectinida; Pectinidae. Bases 316 to 1353 code for a protein of 345 amino acids. The record is from RefSeq and is a predicted model, not a curated record. Gene Ontology annotation, cellular component: nucleus; cytoplasm; spindle microtubule.